GUCUUUAGUUUUUGGGUGCAUACUGCAUAAGUCAUAACCUUAAACUUAUAUUUUGUUAUUUAGUUCACUUGUGUCUAUGCUGAAUUACUUUGAUAUAGAUUUUUCAAAGAUAAGUUUGAAUUUACUUUAGUCUCUUGAUAUUAUUAUAAUUCCUAAACAAUUUGGCUACAGUUAUGAAAUCUCGGUUCAGCUUUGAUUUCAAAGCUUUACAACUAAAGAUAACUGAUGCAUCUACGAAUCCUCACAUGAUAUAUAUAAAGGAACAUUUAGUGAGAGAUCAUACAGCAGACAAACCUUCGGGUCGUACAUUAUUUAUUGUGAAUGUACCACCAUAUGUUGACGAACAAAGCAUUACCAAUGCUUUCAAAGAAGCUGGAACUAUUCAAUCUGUCCACUUUUCUGAAAAACCUAACACAAUUAAUUCCAACACUGAAAAAUUUACAGUGGACCCAUGUAAGCCUUCUUUCAGAGUUUGUUACUUAGUAUUUAAAAAAGUCGCUUAUUUGCAGAAUGCUUUAAAAUUAAAGGAGCUACAACCAAUGAACUUAGAUGCACAUAUUGUUCUAGGAAUAAAUAAGUUCAUACAUGAGCAUAAUGAAUCAGUUUUUAAGCCCAUGGAACUUAAAAAUAGAAUUGAGAUAUUUAUGAAAAGGUGUGAUGAGAAAAUUAAGAAAGAAAUAGAGAAGGAAAAGCAAUUGGAACAAGAAGAUGAUGAAGGUUGGAUCACAGUUACCAAGAGAAGUAAGGUUCAAAGCUUUGCUCGUACUGAAAAAGUUGAAAAUAAAAUAAUGGCUAAAGAGAAUAAAAGUAAAAAAAAGAAAGAAUUAACCAAUUUCUACACAUUUCAAAUAAGAGAGUCUAAAAUGAAACACAUUGUUUCAUUAAGACAGAAGUUUGAUGAAGAUAAAAAGAAGAUUGCACAAAUAAAACAAAGUAGAAGAUUUACGCCAUUUUAAUUGGCAGUAUAAUAAAACAUUAAAAUUAUAA
Molecule: messenger RNA, 987 nt
Organism: Pieris napi
Lineage: Eukaryota; Metazoa; Arthropoda; Insecta; Lepidoptera; Pieridae
Product: ribosomal RNA-processing protein 7 homolog A
Exons: 2
Coding region: 174-956 (260 amino acids)
Biological process (GO): ribosomal small subunit assembly; rRNA processing
Cellular component (GO): UTP-C complex; CURI complex
Molecular function (GO): nucleic acid binding
Source: RefSeq, a predicted model, not a curated record